UGUGUUUUUCCUCAGUGCUCCUCCACGAGGGCGCACUAGUAGAGCUCUUGUUUGGGAAACACCCUCAGCGACGAAGUGUGUAGGGAACACAGAGGGGGGGCACGGAUGCGCGAGCAUGCCAUAAACAAUACAUAUGGCCUGAGACUGAAGAUCCCUCAUCAUAUUUCUGCACUCCUUUCCUUCCAUGCAUGUAGCUACCCGGUGAUAGGAUUCAUGUUGGGAGGAAACGACCUUUGCUGUGCGUCGCGAGGCGGAGUGUGAGGAUGAUGUGGCGCGCGAGCGGCGUGUGAUCAAAUCCAACUAAUCUGACAAAUAUUAUCGAGGAUCGAGAGUUCUUGUAUGUAGGCAAAAAUAAAACAAAGGCGUUUUUCCCUGUCUCGCACCGCCAUGUUUUGUGACUUUUAGGGGCUGAGCAGUGGCGUGAUGAAGGCAUUGUGCACGAACAGGCUCCUGAGGCGACUGUGUGUUUGCGCUGGACUCAUCGCCCUCAGCUGGCUUCUCCACGUAACAGAGCCCCCUGAUAAGGAUUUCGAUCUGAUCUGGUCUAAUCGAAAACUGACUCAGCAGAGUGGAGAGUUGAACCAAACAUCAAGCAAACCACGAGUUGCGAUCAAUGAAUUUCCUGAAGAUGUCUUCACUAAGGAGCAGAGAAGGCAUGGGGCGUUGCUGCUGCAUAUCUUCUGUGCUGUUUACAUGUUCUACGCCCUUGCCAUUGUCUGCGACGUGUAUUUUGUGCCAUCUUUGGAAAAGAUCUGUGAGAACCUACAUCUGAGUGAGGAUGUUGCGGGGGCAACCUUCAUGGCAGCAGGAAGUUCUGCUCCAGAGCUCUUUACCUCUCUGAUUGGUGUAUUCAUCACUAAGGGAGACGUGGGAGUUGGCACCAUAGUGGGCUCAGCAGUCUUUAAUAUCCUAGUUAUCAUUGGAGUGUGUGGAAUUUUUGCUGGACAGACGAUCUCUCUCACAUGGUGGCCUCUCUUCCGAGACUCUGUUUACUAUAUCAUCUCAAUCUUGGCUUUAAUUCUGAUCAUUUACGAUGAGAAGGUUCUCUGGUGGGAGACUCUAGUCCUCAUAUCAAUGUAUGGAAUUUACAUCCUUAUCAUGAAAUUUAAUGGUCAGAUCUGGGGCUGGGUGGAACUGAAGUGUGGUAUACCUGGACAGCCAUGUUUGGUGAGCAGCCUACGGCAAGAUGUAGCACCAGAGGAAGCUAGCACACACUGUGACACUUCUAUGAUCCUGAUGAAGAAAGAUCAGUGUGCAAGUGAACAGGACUCAGCCGUGGUGAUGGUGGAUGACCUGAUGAGUCUGCAUCCUCACCAGUUCGCUUUAUCAGAGGCAAGCCUCCAUGUCAUGGUCACCCCCUUCUUCUCUCCCCACAUGCGCCUCAGCAUGGCUGGAUGCAUGCUCAUCGCUGAGAGGCAGAGAUUGAUCAUGAGCCGGAGCUCAGGGGAAAGUGGCAGUGGCACAGGAGAAAUUCCCGGUCAGGAGAGCCCAGGGAUGGAGGGAGCACCCUGGGGACUAGAAAAUGGUGACAACAUGGACAGCGAGACUCAACCACUAGAAGAUGCAAGGACAUGGGGCAAGGGGGGAACACUGGAGAUGGUGGAGGACAUGGGGGACACACAGCCCAAAGACACCGAGGAGGAUGAAGAGGCAGAAGAAGUACAACCCUUCAAUCCCCUUAUUGUGCCAGGAGGAUGCUUUGAACGGGUGAAAUGGUUUCUCUCAUGGCCUUUAAGCUGUCUGCUUUAUUACACUGUGCCCAACUGUUUGCUGCCACACUGGGAACGCUGGUUCAUGGUCACCUUUGUGGUCUCCACACUCUGGAUUGCUGUUUUCUCCUACCUCAUGGUGUGGAUGGUCACCAUCAUCAGUUUCACACUGGACAUUCCAGAUGUUAUUAUGGGCAUUACGUUUUUAGCAGCUGGCACGAGUGUCCCGGACUGCAUGGCUAGUCUUAUAGUUGCCCGGCAAGGUAUGGGAGACAUGGCUGUGUCCAAUUCAAUAGGUAGUAAUAUUUUUGACAUUCUAUUGGGGCUCGGUUUCCCGUGGGCUCUGCGUACACUUGUGGUGGAUUACGGGUCAACGGUCUUCAUUAAUAGUAGGGGACUGGUGUAUUCAGUUAUUUUACUGCUUGCUUCAGUCUUUCUCACAGUUCUCAGUGUACAUCUGAAUCGCUGGAGACUUGACCGGAGGUUAGGCCUGGGCCUUAUGGUCUUGUAUGGUAUCUUCCUGGUCUGCUCGAUCUGCUUUGAGAAGCUGUAGGUCACAUCCGACACUGCUAGUGACCCUGGAGUUAUUCAUGAGGAAACGUGACAUUACUGCAAUUAUUGUAUCAGAGCCAUAAGGAGUAGGGCCUGUUUGGGUCAAAUAGUACAGCUUUUCACACUUGAAAUAGUGAACUCUGGGUUAAUUUUCACAUUGCUCAUACUUUACCAGGGGCUAAAAAUUUAUCCUGGCUAUUCAGAAUCUGACAUUUUACACUGUAUAUUUCUAAACCUGGGUCUUACUUGCAUAUUAGCGGUGUCAGCAACCAUAAUUGGAAAAAUACAGCAUGUGACCGGUUUAAACAAUGGCUUGUCUCAAGCUUUUGCAUCAGUGAUGAAAAAAUAAAGCUCCUCUAUGCUCCAGUUGACACAUGCUGUUCAAUUUCUGUUUGGGUGUCUUUUGCUAAGCAAAAGUGUGAACUGUUCCUCUACCCAGGGUUAGACGCUGGGUUUAGAGAGACGGUAACCCGGGGUUAUGCUCAGUGUGAAAAGCCUAGUGAUUAGAGUCCACAUUAAAGUGUUACUACUCCCUGUAUUAUUUAUGCUGCUGAUAAGAAGUAUUGAUAUAUAUUUUAAUGAUAAAAUUAAAUUUGGCCUACUAUUGCAAAAAUGUUCAAUAGUAAAAAGAAGUUCCUGGUUUGGACACUGGGUGUCACUAAAGCCAAAUCUUUAAUCUUUGCCAUAUUUAAUAUCAUAUUUGUAAUAAUAAUAAUAAUAAUAAUAAUAAUAAUAAUAAUAUCAUUUUCAAUAUCAAGUUUUAUUCAAAAGGCCUACAUUAAUCUUACCAAACGUUUGGAUAGAUAACAUGGCAGCACCAAAGAAACAGAAAUAGAAAGUGAGAAACACAGGAGGUUUUGAGAAAUGAGAACUGUUUUUUUUAUAUAACUGAAAUUCAGAAGUUGACUGUGAAAUCAGUUACUGUUUCACCCUUUUAUUUGGUUUUUUAACAAUUUGACCCCAAUAAAAUCCCAAUAAGACCGAACAUUGCUGAUAUAAUUACACUGCUGGUCAACACAACUGGUCAUUACAUCAGCCUGAAAAGUGUACUUGAAGAGUUAAAAGCUAUAGAAAUUUUUUUUCUUACUGAGCAAGAUGUUAAAGCUGUAAUCAGUUGGUUAUGAAUAUUAAACAGGAUUAACGUAAGGUUCCUUAAUUAAGCCACAGGAUGUAAUGUUUACAAAACACGGGUCACUUCUUUACCUUGUGCUUGUACAUUUUCUACUGUAAAGAAUCUAAAAUGACGUAGUAAUUAUGAGCAAGACAACAAAAAAAAUUAGAACAACACUUUUGCAGCAAGUCAACUUAUGAUGUAUGUAUUUCAUGAUGUAAUCAUUUUCUUUGGAAAAAAGCCAAAACAAAACAAAAAUACACUUUUACCAUUUAUUUUAUUUCAUGCAAAUUUGGCGGCAUUUUACUACAGUACAUGUGUGCAUGUUAACACAAAUUUUUGUGAUGGGUUUCGCCUUUAUUUUCUGUUUUGUUUUAAAUUUACAAUAAUGAUACAGAAAUGGAAAUUAUCCUUGCUGAAAUUUGAAUUAAAUAUUAGAUAA
This is a messenger RNA of Hemibagrus wyckioides, 3814 nucleotides long. It is a transcript of the gene slc24a6a, whose product is annotated as solute carrier family 24 member 6a. Gene Ontology annotation, molecular function: calcium channel activity; calcium, potassium:sodium antiporter activity. Gene Ontology annotation, cellular component: membrane. The record is from RefSeq and is a predicted model, not a curated record. Gene Ontology annotation, biological process: intracellular calcium ion homeostasis; calcium ion transmembrane transport. Lineage: Eukaryota; Metazoa; Chordata; Actinopteri; Siluriformes; Bagridae.